UUCAAAGCUCUGGGGGUUGUGGACAAUAGAAAGAAGCAGCUUAAAGACAUGGCCAUUGCUACUGGCCAUGCAGUAUUUGGAGAAGAAUGCUUGAAUCUAAUUCUUAAGGUGUUUAAGUUCAUGACUUACAGAAAGGACAUUGCCACCAAAGUUAACACCAUGUUUUUGAAAGGAAAAGGUGAAACUGAAAAGCGUAUCCAAGAAAUCACUGAGCAUGACAUCACAACCAAAGACUAUGAAAAGGGAAAGCUUAAUGAGCAACUGGCUGAACUUUCAGAUGGAUUACCCUUGCAGAUGGCCCGAGAAACAAGUGAUGCUGAGGUGGAUGAGAAAAGAGUUACGGAAGCCCUCAGUGCUACAAGAGUAGCUAUUGAGGAAGGUGUUGUUCUAGGAGGUCGCCAAAAAUACUCCGUAUGGUGCUCCACGGCCCCCUUGAAACUAACCCUUGUGCCCAACACGAGGGUCAGGCUUCGACUUGUCUGCAGCAAAGAGAAAGAAGACACUAAUAUUAUACUGACAUGGAGCAGCGAGCCCCAGGAUGGUUGGACUUCCCUGCUGUUCAGUCUCAGGUACUGGCUGUCCUGCUGCAGGGAGGACAACACUCCACAGGAAAGGGAGGGUAGAGGACAGGUCAGGCUGCAGCGGACUCACCAGUUCCCUAAACAGCAGAGAGAUGAUUGGGAGGCCAUAGAGGCAAUGCCUCUAUGGGUGGAGGCUUGCAAAAGCUCCCUCAGACAGACAGCCUUGGAACUGCAACUCCCGGUUCCUGGAAAUAUCAUCUGCUCAUCCAAGUUCUAA
Peromyscus leucopus (white-footed mouse) is the source of this 798-nucleotide messenger RNA. RefSeq names its product 60 kDa chaperonin-like. Gene Ontology annotation, molecular function: protein-folding chaperone binding; ATP-dependent protein folding chaperone. Gene Ontology annotation, cellular component: mitochondrial matrix; mitochondrial inner membrane. Lineage: Eukaryota; Metazoa; Chordata; Mammalia; Rodentia; Cricetidae. The record is from RefSeq and is a predicted model, not a curated record. Gene Ontology annotation, biological process: mitochondrial unfolded protein response; apoptotic mitochondrial changes; positive regulation of interleukin-6 production.